GUUCUACCUGACAGGGACUGAGAAGUGAGAAAGCGACGCUAGAGUGGUACUUCUGACUUCUACUUGGCUCUCUUUGGCCCUAUAGCUGCCUUUCUUAACCUUAAGACGAACUUGGAAAGUCUCUGUCGGAUGAGGACUGAGGAAGUAGUGCCUGAAAUAGUUUUAAAGGCAGCUGUGUUUCGUUACAGCUGCCAAGCAGCUUAAUAAUUUUAUUACCUCCCGUGUAGUAAUGGCUUCAGAGGUGGCACCGAGGGUCGAUCUGACUGAGGCGGAGGAGCUUGCCCGGUCUCUGACUGAAGCCCUCAGCAGCGGGGACUCUGAAGAAGCAGCUAAACUGUGCCAGAGGCUGACUCAGCUCUCCGUCGGGGUGUCAGUCAACAUCAACAGUCAGAUCUACCCCCAGGAAUCCAUAAGGUUGAAGGUUGGAGUGGAGGAUGGACAGUCAGAAGACAAUAUCCCUGUGAUUCUUGAGGUUGCUACUGGCAUGACAAUCGCACAAUUAAAAGACAAGAUCAGCCAAGAUUUUGGGUUCCACCCUCUGCUGCAGCGCUGGGUGAUUGGGAAGCGGCUAGCUCAGGACCAGGAAACAUUAUAUAGCCAUGGGAUUCGAAAUAGUGGAGACCAGGCUUUCCUGUUUAUCAGGUCUGCCCAUGCUGCUCAUCUCACACGGCAUCAGCACAACCUGGACCAGGAGCAACAACGUAUAGAUGGUAUCAUGGAGUCGAUGCAAUCACUGCAGCUGUUUCCCAGAGGUCUGGAUGGAGGUGGUGGUGAGAAGAUAGUUCCUCCUCCUCUUCCUCCUAGAGACCAAACUGCUACUGUACCCAAGCCUCCUGUGGCACCUAAACCUCAGUUGGGAUGGGCCUGUUCAGUGUGUACAUAUCUGAACAAGCCAACACGUCCUGGCUGUGAGAUGUGCGGAGGGGAACGGCCAGCAGAAUACACUGUGCCUGACAUCUACCAGCCAGAUGAGGAGGAGAUUAAGAGGAUCCAGCAGGAAACACUUGCCAUGAUGCAGUACGAACAGGCUCAGCGGAUGGAACGAGAAGAGAACUAUUUGCACUUGUUGGCAACAGAAGAACAGAACCUUAUCUCAAAUGCCAACGAGGCAGAUUGUCCAAUUUGCUUCAGUAAUCUGCAGCCAGGAGAGGGCAUCGUGCUCAGAGAAUGUCUCCAUACCUUCUGCAGGGAGUGUCUAAAAGGGACAAUAGUAAACAGUCAAGAUGCUGAGGUGUCCUGUCCUGACAACUGUGACAGCAAAUUACUGGACCGAGAGAUCAAAGAGCUGCUCACGGAAGAGGAACACCAGCGGUUUCUGGAGUUGCGUCUGAGCAUUGCAGAGAGCCGCUCAGAGCACAGCUUCCACUGUCAGACUCCCAACUGUCGUGGGUGGUGCAUCUAUGAGGAUGAAGUCAAUGAAUUUCACUGUGAACUCUGCGACGAAACCAACUGCAUUCUCUGCAGGGCCAUCCACAAAGACAUGAAUUGCAAGGACUACCAGGAUGACCUGCGUGUAAGAGCAGAGAAUGAUGAAGCAGCUCAGAAAACUAAACAGAUGCUGGAGAGCCUGCUGCAGAAUGGGGAAGCCAUGAAAUGCCCACGGUGUGACAUCAUUGUCCAGAAAAAAGAUGGAUGUGACUGGAUCUGCUGCUUGAUGUGCAAAACAGAAAUCUGUUGGGUCACUAAACAAGCUCGAUGGGGCCCAAAUGGCAGCGGUGACAUAACUGGUGGAUGUAGAUGUCGAGUCAAUAAUCAGCCCUGUCAUCCUAACUGCCAAAACUGUCACUGAGGGAAGAACACUAAUGAACUCAUAUUAGAACCUCCAGUGAAAGCGAUUACACUGUCUGGAUAAAUUCAAACCACAUCUCGUGCUCAGAUCUCCGAUUUAAUGGUAGUUUGAUUUAUUUCACCCUCUCUUUCACUGGUAUAUGGACAAAACUCAUCAUCUAUCUUGCUUGCAAUGCAUCCAGGUGUAUUAAAAACUGUUGUUAGUACAGUGUGAGGGGGAAAACAGUUAUACUUGGAGUUUUUUUUGCCACAAUACCUUCUUAUCUCUAGCUAUUGCUUUCUUCUAGUUCAAUGAGCCAAUUGUGAUACUAUUUACUUGAGUUUGGAUUCGACUCAGAAUUUAUCAGAACACGCAUACUGAGGUAACAUUUUACUUUUCUGAACAAAGAUGCAAAAGGUCUUUGUGCUUAUACAGUAUAUAAUAUUAGCACUCCAAAGAUGACGGUGCAUGAUAAGGGCUUUCUUGUUUAUUUUGUCUAUAAAGUCUGAUGAUAAAUAGCAAUAUUUUUCAUUAAUUUAUUUUACAACUAAGAAUUUUAUCUAUCAAACACCAGGGCAGUUGUGGUUAUAAGUACUAUUAAGGUCUUACCAAUAUAAAUGGUCAGCACUUUCUGUUUAAAGUUACUGUUUUUGUUUGAUAUGUUAUUAAAAUAAAUGGCUGGUUAUGGGAUUGUUCAGUCGACAAAUCAGACUUUUUUUUGUUUACAUUGAAUGAAUGUACUCAUAAUGAAAAACAGAUUGCUCUAAUGCACUUAAUGGCUAUAAAGUAUCAUGUGUAUAAUGUCUUUCUCUGCAACUAAUUCCUGUAUUAAUUCCUAAAGAAUUACAGGAACUAAAUUACUACACAUAAAUUAUAUGUGAUGUUGCAUUAAAGCUUGUUGUUAGGCUUUACAUUCUAUGUCUUGAGUCAUGAAGCACCAUGUAUUUUAAAUAUGGACAUUAUGAUGUAACUGUAUAUCUAAACAGAUUUUAAAAAUGAGCUUAAGAUCAGCUCAAGCAUC
This is a messenger RNA of Pundamilia nyererei, 2789 nucleotides long. RefSeq names its product RanBP-type and C3HC4-type zinc finger containing 1 (gene rbck1). Bases 230 to 1789 code for a protein of 519 amino acids. Gene Ontology annotation, molecular function: ubiquitin binding; ubiquitin-protein transferase activity. The record is from RefSeq and is a predicted model, not a curated record. Gene Ontology annotation, cellular component: LUBAC complex. NCBI's taxonomy places the organism in Eukaryota, Metazoa, Chordata, Actinopteri, Cichliformes, Cichlidae. Gene Ontology annotation, biological process: proteasome-mediated ubiquitin-dependent protein catabolic process; positive regulation of canonical NF-kappaB signal transduction; protein linear polyubiquitination. The transcript is spliced from 12 exons.